Messenger RNA from Rhizoctonia solani, 708 nucleotides. RefSeq names its product pyridoxamine 5'-phosphate oxidase family protein. The transcript is spliced from 6 exons. The coding region runs from base 1 to 708 and encodes 235 amino acids. Lineage: Eukaryota; Fungi; Basidiomycota; Agaricomycetes; Cantharellales; Ceratobasidiaceae. The record is from RefSeq and is a predicted model, not a curated record.
AUGCGCCUGCACCGGAUCUAUGACAAGGAAACCAUUGCUUCGAUCAUUCAGGAAGCCAAGGUUAUGCACGUCGCUUUUAUUGACGCACAAGGCCUUCCUCAGUGUAUUCCCAUGCUCGGGGUAUGGGACGAAGAUGAAACCGGGCAGUGCUAUAUGUAUUUUCAUGGAUAUCCAACUGCACGGAUCAUGAAUAACUUGUCUGACCCUGGAACGCCAAUCGUUGCGACCGCGACAUUAGUUGAUGGCCUAGUUUUGGCGCUUUCCGCGUUCUCUCAUUCGAUGAAUUAUCGCUCUGCCGUCGUACAUGGUGUUGUACUACCGAUCACCUCGGAAGAAGAAAAGAAUGACGCUUUUCAAAAGGUGGUAGAAGGAAUCGCACCUGGGCGUUGGGAGAACUCGCGCCAGCCUAACGAAGAAGAAAGGCAAGGAACUGGUAUCUUGAGAAUCAAAGUCGAGACCGCUAGUGCCAAAGUUCGAACCGGUCCGGCUAAAGAUAGCGAAAAGGCAAGUACCCCAAUUCGGUAUUUGAAAGUUUGUCUUAACCGCAAUUUUCUACAGGAUGUAGCAGACAAAGAGCUCAUUUCGAACACAUGGACCGGUGUUAUCCCGCUGCGAACUAUCCCCGGUGUUCCUGAACCAUCGAGUUACUGUACGAUUCCUGCGCCUCCGCAUGUAUCUGCCCUGGCAGCCACUCGGCAUGGAGCGUGA